AUGCCUAUAUUCCAAGCUGAUUUAGACAAUCAUGAACCUGUUGAGCCGCCGCCGCCUCUUGAUGUGACCUCCCCCAGCCUAAGGCGUCUCUCAGAAGAGAGCAUCCGCACCGAACUUUGCGAAGGUCCUCUUCUCGACAGUCCGCUUCAAUCCAACAGUCCGGACAGGAUUGACGGAGCCGAAAAUGCCAUAUCAGAUCGAGCUUCUCUUAUAGAGAGGUUAAAGAGAGCACAGUCUCCAAAUUGGAUCCCAAACCGACAUCUCGACUCUAUCAUUCAGCACCACGCACCUACCUCCGAGAUAAAGCGCCCUCAGUCACCUUCCGAACCCUCUGUACUCCUCGCAGCUGCCCAAAUAACCCCCGAAAAGAACGACCCUCACUCCGAGUUCGACAAGAGAUUACGCGAUGGGCUCAACAUCGAACGACCGAGAUCGGCCUUACACAGUGGUAACUUCACAGAAGAAGAAGUAGCUAAGGAUCGUCCUGCUCUAGUCAGUAGAUAUUCUGUACCAGCAGAAACCCCAUGGAUCGCGACUUCACCUCCCAGGCAUUACACGCCUUUCCAACACGAUAAAGGAGUCCCUUUCGCGGGGGGCGCUGAGAGUUUCCAAUCCACCGUCUCGCCUCUUUCCUCCUCUCUAUCGUCCAGCUUUGUAUAUAAGCCGCCUACCAGUCCUUUGGUUCAAGCUCAGAGCUCCGAAGAGCACGAUAUGUCUAUGCCAAGGGACGCACUUGGAUUCACUGGAUAUGCUGGAGCUAGCCGAUAUACACCAAAUAGCACUUCGACGCCAUGGAUGUCUCCGUCAUCGAGAUAUUCGUUGCCACAACGUGUGCCUUCAUAUCGAAGAGAAGCGUUCCCAUACCAGGCGCAUCAACCACGGAGAUCAUUAACCUCAGCUCCAAGCUUCAUGCAAACGGGCGCCUCGCCACCAACGCCUGCUACCCUCCGACCACGGAGGUCUUCUCUGGUUGCAGAUUCAUCGGCACUUCAGCACGCUUCUAUGGUCGGUUCGUAUGAGGAGAGCAUUCUACGUGGUCGCAUGUCUACGACUCCCUCUAAACCACUGGAUUUUGUUGCCCAGAUAGGAGUACUUGGUAAGGGCAAAUGCAAGUCGAGUCUGAAGUGCCCACCCCAUGUUACUCUUUCAUUCCCAGCUGUGUAUUACAGCUACAGUAGCACAUCUCAUGGGCGGUCAAACUCACAUGACGGCCCGAGCCCAUAUGUUGGUCAGAUUGACCUUGAAAACGGUCUUCCUAACCCGGACGACGAACACCGGUCAAAGAAAAAGGCGCAAAGUCGCUACACAGAAAAAAGACCUUCGGAAGACGUGAUGGACAUUGGCCUGGAUGGUCAAGGGUCUGAAAAUAUCUCACGUCGAAAUUCUCGAGCCAGCCGCAGGUCCGGAUCAGGUUCUGCAAAAGCCCCUCCUGGUGGAAGCUACCGCAUUCCCGAAAAGGGUCAAAUUCAAAUCAUUAUCAAGAACCCAAACAAAACCGCUGUGAAGCUCUUCUUGGUCCCUUACGACCUAACGGGCAUGGAACCUGGUACUAAAACAUUUGUUCGGCAGCGUAGCUACUCGGCUGGUCCGAUUAUCGACAAUGCCCCUGCCACAUCCGAAGCGAACACUGAUGAUCGGCCUAUCUUGAGAUACCUUGCUCAUCUCCAUAUUUGCUGUCCCGCCAAAGGCCGCUUUUAUCUUUAUAAGAGCAUUCGCAUUGUCUUUGCGAACCGUGUCCCCGAUGGCAAGGAGAAGCUCAGAAACGAGACAACAUGGCCAGAACCCCGAUACACUACCUAUAAACCUAUCCGUGCCAUGCAUCCGCCAUUACCUACACAGUCUGGCCCUGCUGUUAUGCUCGCAGCUGAGAAGGCUUCGCGCAGACGAAGCGUUGGCUUCUAUCCUGGCUCAACCUCCCAAAACUUGCAUGUUAUGGGGAGCAUGUUUCGAGUCCAUGAUUCUCCUUCUGGAGGCUCUGCAGCAGGCAAUACUCUGCCAGUUGACCCUAUACCUUUCUAUCUUUCGGGCCGUGCUCGAACAAGCAGCGAUGUUAGCAACAGCACAAACACUACUACUGCUCUUGGUAAUAAUAUGCGUUCUCCCGACUCGUCCCAAGCUAGUCGACCAUCGACCAAGGACUCGACCAGUAGCCUAGCGCAGGGGCCUGCUCUCUACGAGAAGCUCAGCAAAGGCGAACCAGGAUAUGGCGGCAACGCUUUUGCUCUCAAUAGAUCAGGAUCUCUUGGCGGUGCUGAGGGCUUGCUUUCCCAGCGCUUGCGUUCGCUUGGGGUAAAACAACCGUCGCCUCCCGACACAGCCAGUCGGGAAAACAUGUCUCCAUAG
This is a messenger RNA of Fusarium sp. VM40, 2343 nucleotides long. NCBI's taxonomy places the organism in Eukaryota, Fungi, Ascomycota, Sordariomycetes, Hypocreales, Nectriaceae. The record is from the annotation of a GenBank genome assembly.